GAGCCAGUUAGUCCUUGUGAGGAUAUUACGGAUUAGAGUCCUGCGCUGCUCCUGGCGGGGCCCCAUUGCACUCUGUCUUUAAAAGCAUAGAGAGUACUACAAAGUUUCACAAUGCCUAGGAGAGGAGGGCCAACGUUAGGCCGUGCACUCUCCUCAUCGCUGUGGUGGGCGUCACUACUUUUGCUAGACAUGGGGUGUAUAGCGGCACCAGACUGGGAUAUUUGGAGGGUAAUUACACAACCCACUGCCCCAGAUGCCUCUCACUGUGAGCCCAUCACUAUCCCCCUGUGUAAAACUGACCAAAUCCCCUACAACACCACCACCACCAUGCCACACAGCCUCAGGCGCCACGACACACAAGAGGAGGCCGGUAUGGAAGUUCACCAGUUCUUUCCGUUGGUGGAAAUCCAAUGCUCACCGGAUUUGAAUUUGUUCUUAUGUAGUGUGUACGUUCCCCCAUGCCCAGUCACCCCAGGAAACAUAGUGCCUCCUUGUAGAAGCCUUUGUCUGUCAGCUAAGGCGGGUUGUGACACGCUUAUGUCUAUAUAUGGUUUCCAGUGGCCGCAGUUCCUGAGCUGUGACAAGUUCCCAGAUGGUUCAGAAGAUAUGUGUAUUGGAAAUGGUUCCUCCACUGCUGAGCCUCAAGACUCACUCUUAACAAGUAAUGAUACUGAUGUGACGGGCAGUAGCACACAAAGUCAGCAAAACCACACUGUCAUUCACAACGAGAAUAAACAACGUGAAAGAGAAAGCGUCAACCAGACUCAGCAAGAUCAGUGCGAGAACAUCAGACUGCCGCUGUGUAGUGACCUGCCUUACACGAGCACCCGCCUGCCUAACCUCCUCCACCACCGCACUCAAGAGGAGGCCACCUCAAUGAUGCACCUGCUGAGGGUGGCGAUCAUGACCCAGUGUUCUCCAGAUCUUCGACUUCUCGUGUGUGCCAUCAUCGUGCCACCAUGUACCCACCAGCAGGAGGAGAGGCUACCGUGCCGCGAGCUGUGUUUCUCCGUUAACUCCGGUUGUGCGGAACUCAUGCAAAUGUUUGGCAUUCAGUGGCCCUCCACACUAGACUGUAACAUGCUACCUUCAGGCCACCACGAGAGAUGCAUUGGGGCAAAUAUCACCGAUUUUUCAGUGGUCACAGAAGCUACAGCUAACCCCGAACAGUUCGUGAUUUACGAAGGAGAAAGUAUUUCCACCACAGAGUUGCAGCCUGUGCCAAACAAAUGUGAAAGGAUAACCAUACCUACCUGUCAGGACCUUCAAUACAACGACACUAUCAUGCCGAACGCCUUCAACCACAGCUCCCAGGAAGAAGCACAACUGGAAUUGGACCAGUUCUUGCCGCUAAUAGAGAGCAAGUGUUCAACUAAUCUGCAGCUCUUCUUGUGUAGGUUGUUUGUACCAGUGUGCACCCCCAUGGAGACAUCGCUACUACCUUGUAGAAAUCUGUGUCUCUCUGUCGAGGCCGAGUGUGGCUCUGCAUUUUAUGCACACGGUUCUGCCCAGCCCGUUAAAUGUGAGGACCUUGACGAUGAGUUGUGCCUGGGGUCUUUCGAGUCCUUGGCUGGUGAACUAGUGCCCUCAACUCCUAUGAGUGUCUCUCCAAGGUCGACUACACCUCUUGUGAUACACCAACACGUUCCAGAAGGGGGACGCUGUGAAUACACCACCUCCAAUUUCUGUGUGGAUCUAUAUAACACCACCAUCGUACCAAACUUACUUGAACACAUAUCCCAGGAGGAUGCCGCAUUGGAAAUGCAUUCGUUCAUGCCCCUAACGCAAAUAAAGUGUUCCUCUGACAUACUUGCAUUCCUCUGCAGUGUCUACAUUCCCCCGUGUACAUCUUUGGAGCAGCCAGUGCCCCCAUGUCGCAGCUUCUGCUAUUCUGCCAUGGAUGGUUGCAUUGAUGCCUUGAACAGUUUUGGCUUUCAGUGGCCCGAAUUUCUGAACUGUGACAGAUUCCCAAUUGAUGAUGGGAAUGAAGUAUGCAUCGAUGCCAGCUUGUUGCAGCAAUCUUUAAACAGUGACCUGGAUGCUGUAGAUGACUCGACACCAUUAACUACAGAACAAAACACAACUCCACCUCCUACUGUCAACACAGGACUCCAAAUUUCCUCCAAAAGAUGUGAAGACAUCACAGCAUUCCAUUGUCUUGACAUACCCUACAACUCCACCUUGAUGCCCAACCUACUCAACCACAUGACUCAGGAUGUGGCCAACAUGCAACUAUCACGAUUUUACCCACUAGUAAAGGCUCAGUGCUCUCCAAACCUGCAGCUGUUCUUGUGUAUGGUGUACAUCCCUGUUUGCACCAUCAUCGAGAAGCCUAUACCUCCCUGUCGUGAUCUCUGUCUAUCUGCCAGGAUGGGCUGUGAAGGCCUCAUGAUCAAGUUUGGGUUUCAGUGGCCAGCGGAUCUCGCCUGCGACCAUUUUCCGGAGGAUCCCAGUGUCGAGUUGUGUGUUUCCUACUAGUGAGGAAACUGACCAUGAAGGAUAAUAGUGAGCAUGCAUCUAAAUGGCUCAUUUAAAAAUUAAUUCCUAAAGCUUGGUAAGGUGCCAUUGUAGCAUGCAGUUUACAAAGAAAUCUUUAGUCUAACCUAACGAUAAAGUAGAACUGGUAAUUUUUCAGUGGGAACAUAUAUAACUGGUUAACUUGUCCUAUGAUGCAACAAUGGCUGUCAAAAUAACAACAAAAUUAACCCCUAGACGUGACGUGACCAAUCGCCCAAGCGGCUAAUGAGCCGAUGAGUGGUGAAGAGGAUAAAACAAACAAAUAGAUUAAUUUUUUUUAUCUGCAAUCUCAAGGUAUGGAGGAAAAUAAAAUGGUGACUGUGACUCCUAACUGAAGAUUUCACUAAUUUAAUAUAAUACUAAUAUACUGUAUGUUGAUUCUAAUUGGCAUUUAUGUAUUGUAAUUACUUAAAAAUUUCUAUACUAUG
Molecule: messenger RNA, 2945 nt
Organism: Homarus americanus (American lobster)
Lineage: Eukaryota; Metazoa; Arthropoda; Malacostraca; Decapoda; Nephropidae
Exons: 1
Coding region: 112-2478 (788 amino acids)
Biological process (GO): non-canonical Wnt signaling pathway; canonical Wnt signaling pathway
Cellular component (GO): plasma membrane
Molecular function (GO): Wnt receptor activity; Wnt-protein binding
Source: RefSeq, a predicted model, not a curated record